Molecule: messenger RNA, 1554 nt
Organism: Paramecium octaurelia
Lineage: Eukaryota; Ciliophora; Oligohymenophorea; Peniculida; Parameciidae
Source: the annotation of a GenBank genome assembly
AUGAGAAUUUAGGCUUCAUCAUUCAGAUUACCUGCUCUUAAAUUGCAACCUAAAGAUUCUCAAUUCAAUCUCAGUUAUGGUGAUUACAAUCAAUCCAGUUCCUCGAUGAUCAAAUAUUAGAGUAGUCCUCAAAAUUAUUAUGACCCAUCUCCAAUAUAAAAAAGAGUACGAGGAAUGACAAUUGCCAUUUAUAAUAGCUAAGAGAAACUAAAAACAGCAGAAUUCCGUUAUGAAAGUGAUUUGAUUACUUAAACUCAACCUGUCAACUAGAGUUCUUCAGUUAUUAAUACUUUGCGUAGAUAUAGAAGCAAACUAAAAUAAUUAAUGUACUAACCUCCAAAAGAAGAUGGAGGUCUAUCUCGAGACCCAAGAAUUUUUUCUUUUAAGGAACCUACUGCCAGUAUAAGAUUAGAUCGUCCAACUAAUGAUAGAGGUGAUCAAUAAUUGAAAGAUAAAAUCACUUAAUUAAUGGGUAAAGUUAAAUAACUGUUAUCUACUCAACGGUUUUAUUAAGAACCUAGCCAUUAAGAAACCUUCUAAGUUACGAUGGUGCGUCUCAAAGAUGAAUACGAUUGUCUCUAUUAAGACUUUAAUGAUUACUAUGUGUAAAAUAAGAAACUCGAUAAUUAAGUUCUGUAAUUGUACAACCAUAUGGAAAUAAUUAAAACCCUUCUCAAACCUAAGAAACCAGUCAUGGCCAGAAAAGAAUCUGCCAUUCUUUUUGAUGAAGUUUAAUAGGAAGUCUAGAUUCCAAAAACCCCAGCAAAGAAUGAAGAAACCCCUCAAUAAUCCUAGAUAAUAGAGAUCCCACCUCAAUAACUUCAUUUAACACCCAAAAUCGCUUAGGAGUUAUCUCCUAAAGAAAGUGUUUUUACACCUCUUACAUCCAUAUAACUUAAUGAAGAUCAACCUCCUAGCGAUCUUGAGAAAGUGGAAACUAAUAAUAAUUCUCCUAGUAGUCCCAAAAAGAAACGUAUUAAAAAUAAAAGAAGUCCACAAAAAUCUUAAUAAUCUAUCCUUUUAUAACCAUCUGUAAGGGAGCUCUCUUAAUUAGAACUCAAUCCUAUAUCUUCAUUAUAGUAAUAAAUGAGUUCAAGAUCUAAAACUCUAUUGGAAGAACUCCCUUUGAAAUCUGUAAGAAGCACUAAGAGUGAACAGUUGCCAGAAAUGGAAAAACUUGAAGAAACUCCAUAAUUUGAAAAGGUUCCAUUUAAAAGAUAAAACAGUAAUUUAGGAUCACUCAACAAAAAAAGAAGCACAAUCCUCGAAAAUAAAUAGGGUAGAAGAUCAUAAAAGGGUGCAACAGCUAUCUCAGAAUAGGACGACAGUUAAUCUGAUGAAGGUGAAGAUGAAAAUCAAUUAGAAGAAAAAGUGAUUGAAAUAAAAGAAGAAGAAACACAUGAGGAAAUUUAAACUAUCAAUUAUCACUACAACAAUCUUUUAGACAAAUUAAUUGAAAUUGAAAAUAUCUAUAGAUAUCCAUUCUAUCAGACAUGGGAAUACCAUGCGGAUCAAAUAAUUCAAGGCUCUAUUUUUGGUGUAUUUGAUUUGUGA